AUGAGGAAGUGCCCGCCGAGCGGCGUGCUGCACAAGCAGGCGCUCUGGGAGGACGAGUGGCGGCCCGCGCUGCGCGCCUGGGGCGCUGCGGGCAAGCCGCAGUUCUUCGUCAAGUUCGCCGUGCCCAAGGCCGGCGGCGGCUGGUUCGUGAGCUGGAGCGACAACACGACCUGCGAGAUGGACGACGACGAGGUCCGCGACGAUCCGCUCGCGAUGGACGCGCACGCGGCGGCGGCCGCGGGCGACGCGGCGCGCCGCGAGCGCGAGGCCGAGGCCCGCGAGGUCGCGCGCGCCGCCGAGGCCGCGCGCGCCGCCGAGGUCGAGCGCGAGAAGGCCGCCGAGGCCAAGGCGCGGCAGGCGGAGCUCCGGGAGCGCGCGCGCGAGGAGCGCGACGCUGAGCGCGAGCGGAAAUUGGUCGAGGCGCAGCAGAAGCAGCUCCGCGCCGCGCGCGAGCUCGAGGAGAAGCGCGCGCGCGAGGCCGCGGAGCGCGAGCGGCGCGAGGCCGCCGCGCGCGCCGCGGCGCCGCGCUUCUACGACGCCGAGGACGUCGAGGGUUUGAUGCCGUCGUACGGCAAGCUCGCGGACGCGGGCGCCCACGCGGACCUCUUCGCCAAGGAGCUCGGCAAGCUCCGCGCCACCGUGUCCGUCACGAAGGCCGGCGUCGCCCACGGCUACGGCGUCGUCGCGCGGCGGCGCCUCGAGCCGGGCGAGUACCUCGUCGAUCCCACGGCGAUCUACUGCCCGGGCCGGCCCGACGAGCACCAGUCGCGCGGCAAGAAGUCCGAGGCCUACAUCCUCAACAACGGCGGCUACUGGCGCAUCCACUGGUUCCAGUACGACGACGUCCUCCGGAGCUCGGCGACGUACUGGCUCAACGAGGCGCGCGGCGGCGCGAAGCCGAACGUGACCUGGGGCAGCCACCCGAACGGCCACCGCAACGUCAUGCGCUGGCGCGUGCUCCGCCCCGUGAAGAAGGGCGAGGAGCUCUUCGUGUCCUACAACGCGGGCGAGUCCUUCGACGACGACGACGACGACGGCGCCGCGGACGACGCCGCCGACGCGGAGGCGGCCGGCGAGUGGCGCGCCAAGGGGCCCUACGUCGGCAUGUGGGUCACGCGGUCCGCGGAGCACGCCGGCAAGGAGAUCCACUGCGUCGCGCGCAUCGAGGGCUUUUUGCCCGAGUCGGAGUCCGACUACGUCAACGCGCGCGGCGAGCCGUCGCCGCUCUGGCGCGCGGUCUACGUCGACGGCGUCCUCGCGGGCGACCACCAGGACCUCGAGGAGUACGAGAUCCUCGAGUCCGCGCCGCGCCGCGACCGGCCCGUGCUCCUGGACGCGCCCGCGCCGUGGCGCUUCGCGCCGCCCGGCGCCGCCGAGGCGCCGCGCGCGGCCAAGCCCAAGAAGGCGGCGGCGUCCAAGGCCAAGGCGCCCGCGCAGAAGGCGGCGCCCGUGAGCAUGUCGCACCUCAAGGCGGUGAAGCGGGUGCCGCAAGCCGGUCAGGCUUAUUCCAGCCAGUACGUUGGCAUUGGCAAGUGCGAUCCAGGACUUCACGAAGAAACACCAUGGCGCGCACAAAUUUAUGCCCCGAGCCAAGAAAUUAUUGGCUACUUCGCGACGGAGAUGGAAGCGGUCCGGGCCUACGACGCGCGAGCGCGCGAAUUGGGCAAGCCGAUGAACUUUCCGGACGAGGUUCCGGCGGAGGCUUCAGUGGAGACCGACGCGUCCGACGACGCCGAGGAUAGGCCGGCGGAGCUGGGCGCUGUAGUGGAGACCGACGCGUCCGACGACGCGUCCCAGGUCUCCGAGGGCCCGCCGAAAAGCCAGUACGUGGGCGUUACUGCGAAUUCACAGGGCCACGGCUCUACUGGUAUUAGCUCUGUGAAUCCCUGGCGCGCCCAGAACAACAAAGAUGGCAAUAUUGGCGUCUUCCCCACCGAGGAGGAAGCCGCGCGGGCCUACGACGCGCGCGCGCGGCGUCUCGGCCGACCCGUCAAUUUCCCCAAGAAGGGCGAGACGCAAGCGGUGAAAGUGCGGCGCGGCGUGGCGCAGCCGAAGCGGCCGCGCGCCGCCCCCGCGAAGGCGGACGGCGCGGCGCCGGCGCGCGGCUCGGCGAGCUCGGGCCGCGCGGCCGCCGCGGCGCCGGCGCCGCUCGCGGCCGCCGCGGCGCCGGCGCCGCUCGCGGUCCUCGACCGCGUCGUCGCGCCCUUCGGGGGCCGGGGCCACCACGGCGGCGUCGUCGUCGCGGCGGACGGCGCGCGCGUCGACGUCCACUUUGACGACGGCGAUUUCGAGGCGGGCAUCGACGCGCGGCGCGUCGCGAAGCGGGAGCCGCGGCGCCGCGCGCGCGCGGCCGCGGCCUGCGCCAUCGCCGCCGGCGACCGCGUCGCGACGCGCGACGCGCCGGACCGGGCCCUCGUCGUCGUCGCCUUCGACGCGGCGCUCGCCGUCGCGGCGCCGCCGGACGCGCCGCGCGACCGCCGCGCCUACGCGCGGGACCUGCUCCUGCGGCCGCGCGUCGUCCUCGACGCCGGCGUCGCCGCCGCCGCGCGCGAGCUGCUCGCCGUCGCGGAGGCGCACGGCCUGAGCGCGAAGCUGGAGGCGGCGCUCCGGCGCCAGGGCUGGCACUGCGGGGCCUGGCACGGCUCCUACUUCGGCUCGCGGCCGCCGGCGCACUGGCCGCCGCUCUCGCUCCUCGCGUCGGGCAUCAACAGCAAGAACCCGAUGGUGCGGUCCAUCGGCGCGAUGCGCGCGUACCUCGCGCUCGCGUCGUCGGACGCGCCCGCGUCGCCGGCCGCGGCCGACGACGGCGACGAGCCGGUCGCGCCCGUGAGCGCCGACAGCGCCGACGACGACGCGUCGCCGCGGCCGCGGAAGCGGCCGCUCUUCGCGCUCGCGCCGCCCGCGGUGUCGCCGCGGUCCGCGCCGAAGCGCGCGCUCGCGGACAUCGACGCCAUCGUCGCGAGCGGCUGCCCGCUCCUCAACCCGGCGAGCAAGCGGCGCUUCAAGCCGACGAACUAA
Aureococcus anophagefferens is the source of this 3018-nucleotide messenger RNA. RefSeq lists its product as hypothetical. The record is from RefSeq and is a predicted model, not a curated record. NCBI's taxonomy places the organism in Eukaryota, Pelagophyceae, Pelagomonadales, Pelagomonadaceae. The coding region runs from base 1 to 3018 and encodes 1005 amino acids. Gene Ontology annotation, molecular function: DNA-binding transcription factor activity; protein binding; DNA binding. The transcript has a single exon. Gene Ontology annotation, biological process: regulation of DNA-templated transcription.